AUGUAAAAAUAAUUUGAAGGAUAAAAUGAUAUAGAAGAUUACUUCAUUGACAUUGAACAGGUUUAAAGCAAUGUAAAUUUUGAUAAUAAAGUGUAUCAGAAUAUCAAUCCAUACGACAUUAAAUGUCCAAUUUGUUUAAAUGUAUAUUUGGAUCCAAUAUCAUGUGACUCGUGUAUGAAUCAUUUUUGCAAAAGAUGCCACUAAUAGAAAUAAGUAAGUAUAUAAUGAUAAUAAGAAAGAGUACGAAAUGCCCUUUAUGCAAUCGGCAAGUUGAAACAAGAAAAGCAUUUCCUCUAUUGAGAUAAUUGUUGAGUUAGUUAAAAAUUAAAUGUCAUCAUUUUGAAUAAGGUUAGGAAUUAAUUCUGAUUUUAGGUUGUCGAGAAAUAACUGAUUAUGAUUCUUAUGAUAAGCAUGUGAAGUAGUGCGAUUUUAGCGAGGAAAUUUGUGGAUUGAUGGAUGGUAAAUUAUAAUGUAAUGUGGUCAAAUUUAAGAAGGAUAUAUAAAGACAUAGAAUUCACGAAUGUAGUUAUCGAUAAUGUGAAUGUUAUCACUGCCAUAAAUUUGUAAUUUAUAUAUAUUAAGAAUUCUAUUAGUUUAGUAAUUUUAAAUUAUAGACUCAUGAGCUCAAAUGUGAUGAGGCUCUUACCAGAUGUCCAAAAUGUCAUAUAUCAAUUAAAAUAAAGGACCAAUCUAACCAUCUUCUAAUAUGUGAUCAGAACAUAGAUAAUUGCACUCAUUGUGGAGGAGAAUAUUCAUUACAACAAUUGUUAAUACAUUAAAAUGAAUGUCCAUUACGACCAAUUUGUUGUGUUGGUUGUUCAUAAAGGUUUACUCUUAGUGUUUAUUACAUUCAUUAAACAAAAUGUCCGAAAUUUCCAUAAAUAUGUCCAAAUUGUAAUAAAAAAAUUAUCAGGGAACAAUUUUAGAAUCACACAUUCAAUGAUUGUUUGAUUUACAUCAAAACUUCGCAUGAGAAAGAUAUAUAAAAUCUAAUUAAAAAGCAAUAAAUGCUCGAAAAUGAAUUAACCAAAAAUGAUAAAAUAAUAAAGUAAAGAAAAAUUGGAUUUUAGGUUCUCCAAUCGAUUUAAAGACCCAGAAAUCUUUCUUAAUUUAAAUAAGACAGGUGCUUUUGUUAAGCAUGUAGCAACGAAAAAGAGAGAUAGAUUUGUUCUAUUUAAAAAUCCCAUUUCAGAACAAAGAAAACAAUGGAAAUUCAAGUAUGUUUAUAAUCUAUAGCUAGAUGCAAACAAGUCAAAAGCUCAUGGUAUGCUGUCGGCAUAACAGAAUUAUCCACUUUGCAUUCUCUAAAAAGAUAUUAAGAUAUAGGGCAUGGAUCCUAUCUAGUGUCUUCAAAUGGAACGAUGUAUAAUAAUCACAAAGAUGAUCAGAAUUCAAAAGAAAGUGAUUUUUCAAUCAAUACAAAUGAUAUUAUUGUUAUAAAUGUCGAUUUCGAGGCAGGUUUAUUGGUAAUAAUUAAUACAACUUAAAAUUUAUCGCUUGAAAUAGAGGCAGAUUUUGAAGGAAAAGAAUUUUUUGGAUGUGCUUGUUUAAGAACUGCAGGAGAUGAGAUUUAAAUAAUUUAAUGA
Molecule: messenger RNA, 1586 nt
Organism: Paramecium octaurelia
Lineage: Eukaryota; Ciliophora; Oligohymenophorea; Peniculida; Parameciidae
Source: the annotation of a GenBank genome assembly